Molecule: messenger RNA, 927 nt
Organism: Lobosporangium transversale
Lineage: Eukaryota; Fungi; Mortierellomycota; Mortierellomycetes; Mortierellales; Mortierellaceae
Product: endonuclease V-domain-containing protein
Exons: 3
Coding region: 1-927 (308 amino acids)
Biological process (GO): DNA repair
Cellular component (GO): cytoplasm; nucleolus
Molecular function (GO): single-stranded RNA binding; RNA endonuclease activity producing 5'-phosphomonoesters, hydrolytic mechanism
Source: RefSeq, a predicted model, not a curated record
AUGGUAGACAACAUGACCACUGAUGCAGUUGCAACCAGUACUUCUGGUAAUUCACAAUACAGCAUUCCAACAAGUCUCCAAAAGCAAGAAUGGGCCAAACAGCAAUCCAUCCUCAAGCAGAAUCUGAUUGAGACAGACGACCAUCCGGACUGGACACUUGAACUCAGCCCUGAUGAUACGUAUCAUAUUGAAAGCACAGAGGGAUUAAAGUACAUUGGCGGUGUUGAUCUAAGUUUUAUUGUUGGCAACAAUGAAGACGCUAUUGCAUCCUUGAUUGUUCUUUCAUAUCCUGAACUUGAAGUUGUGUAUGAGGAUCAUGCAAAAGUCAAAUUAACGCUUCCAUACAUAGCAGGUUACCUCGCUUUCCGUGAAGUAGAGCCUCUUCUGUCUUUGAUCCAAACUCUUCGUAGUAACCAUCCAGAACUGGUGCCUCAAAUCAUUUUGGUUGAUGGCUGUGGUAUCCUUCAUCCCCGUGGUUUCGGUCUAGCCUCUCAUUUGGGCCUUGUCUCUCAUAUCCCAACUAUUGGCUGUUCCAAAAACUACCUUGUCAUCGAUAAUGAUGGCCCCAUCCUGGGGGCUCAACCGACAGCGCUAAAGUACAUUUUCAGGGAUUAUGUCCAGCAACAUCCAGAAACUAAGGGCAUGAUGUUGUUGAAGGGUACAGUCACAGGGAAGACAUAUGGAGCAGCUCUUUCUGCAGCUACUCGUGCAAAUGACAAAAAGAUUAUAGAAGCGGGAAUACAGAAUCCUAUUUUUGUGUCUAUUGGACAUAAAGUCUCAUUAGCGACCGCAGUAGCCUUGGUCAGACAGUGUUCGUUAUAUAGAGUACCAGAGCCGAUUCGACAAGCGGAUCUGAAGAGUCGGACUGAAAUCAAAAAAUGGAUUCGCCAGCAAAAUGAAGAUAAGCAAGCAGACAAUCUUCAAUAG